This is a messenger RNA of Funneliformis geosporum, 2241 nucleotides long. NCBI's taxonomy places the organism in Eukaryota, Fungi, Glomeromycota, Glomeromycetes, Glomerales, Glomeraceae. The record is from the annotation of a GenBank genome assembly.
GCACAUCGAAAUUCGGGAUUGAGCAUAUUAGCGCUUUUCCACUUCAAGGGUAUCAUACAAAAAAGAAACCAUAUAUACGUGUUACUACUUGGAAUCAUUUUGAUCGAUAUAAGGCAUUAAAAAUAGUUCGUGAAGUUGGUAUUAGCACCGCUUCUGAUGAUCUAAAUCCUACAUACUAUUAUCGUAAAGUAGCCUGUGAAAAAAGAUUACCUCUUUCAAGCUGGGCGGUACUAAGUAACUAUUCAUACAAAUACAAAGGAAAUUUAUCGGCAAAUCUUCCAACGCUUUCACGGGAUCGCACUCUCGUUCUCACAUGGGAUAUCGAAAUAUAUAGCUCACAAAAAACAGGUGAGGUGCCAAAUGCAAAAUACGAAGAAGACGUUGUGUUCAUGAUUUGUAUGACUGUUCAUUGGAAAAAUGAUCCUGAACCAUUAAAACAAAUCUGUCUUGUUGAUGUUGAAACUGCGCCAGACCUACGCUUGAUCACAGUUGUAUGUGAAAACCAAACCAAUUUACUAAAAGCAUUUGCAUUAUGUUGGAAAUGUUUAGCUCCGGAUAUACAUUUAGGUUUUAAUGAUUCACAAUAUGACUGGCCAUUUAUUGUGGAGAAGGCGAAAAAGUUAGACGUUCUCAAAUGGAUGUUCAAUCAUAUGUUACUAAAACCUAUGAGCCUCGAAAAGAUUACAAAAUGGCAAUAUCAAUAUAACAUGAUAAAAAAAUUCUACCCUAAAGCCGAAAAAAGUAGUCUUGCAUAUUACUUAAGGGAGUGUAAUCUUGACAACAAAGUGGAUUUACCUAUUCAUCGCAUGAACAAAUAUUAUGAAAGGGCAUUAAAAGAAACUAAUGCCACAAUGGCUGAGCAGAUGUGUAAAAUAGCCAAGUAUUGUAUCAUUGAUGCUCUUAGUUGCCAGCAGUUAAUGAUUAAGCACAAUGUAAUUAAUGAGUACAGGGAAGUUGCGAGCAUAGCAUUUAUAUCAUUAUUCGAUACGCAUUAUUUUGCAAUAGAAAUGAAAGGGCUCAAAAAUAAACGUCCUGUAACCAGCUUAGACUUUGCAUCAUUAUAUCCAAGUCUUAUUAUGACUUACAACCUCUCACCUGAUAAAAUUAUUUUAUCUCGAAAACAUGCUGAGUCUCUGAGAGGUAGUGAACAUAAUAAUAUUCCUGAAGAAAAAGGUCUCUAUGCCAAAAUAUUAGAAUAUUUAUCUAGCAAAUGGAAUGAGAUAAAGAAACGUCUUGCCCCUUUGAAAGAAAGAAAGGAAGACAUGGAACUGGUAAUAGGUUUAAUGAAUAAAGAAUACGAUUCAGUUUGUUUUGAUUAUUCUUGCUUUGAUGCGAAACAAAAUGCUCUUAAGGUAUACAUGAACACAUUUUAUGGUACGGCUGGAGAUAGCAAGUCUUCUUUCUUCUUAUGUGAACUUGCUGAGGGUGUCACAUCGGCUGGACAGAGAAAUAUCAAACUUGUUGCAGAUUUCAUUAAAAAUAAGGGAUUUGGGAUAAAAUAUGGUGAUACUGAUUUCUUAUAUCUCGUCUGUCCAAAAGAAUGUUUCCAGGAAUGUGAUGAGGCAUAUUACAAUGGUAAUGGGAUUUCGAAAGAAGAAUAUUGGUCUAGAAUAGUACAAAUCUCUAUGGAGGAAAUUGGAAUACUUCGCGAUGAAGUUAAUACUUUUCUCAGAGAAGAUAAUGGUUCAUCUUAUCUUAAAAUGGCAUAUAAGGAAGUCUUAUUUCUGGUAGUUUUUACUGGAAAGAAAAAAUACUAUGGUAUUCCACAUGAAAGCAAGCCAAACUUUAAUAAAGAGCUUUUCAUCCGGGGAGUUGAAAUUGUGGAUAAUUCACAUACCUUACAUCAAAUCAUAAAGGAUAUUCUUAGGGAAACUGUAAAGGAUAUUUCUCAGACAGAUCUUAAUGAAAUAAUUAAAACUGCUAUACAUACCUGUAAAGAAGCAGAUGCCAAACAGCUCAUUAAAAAGGACCUAACACCCGAGCCUUAUCUUUAUCAAAUUCCAGAACCAGGUAAGCGCUUUGAAUAUGUUGUAGUUGAGAAUAAUUCAUCGGAAAGAAUGGGGAACAAAAUGGAGUACCCAGAAGUAGCAAGACGACUUGGUAAAAAAAUCAAUAUUAGUUAUUAUCUAAAAAGUGUUGUCAACCUCUGUGCACGAUUUAUUAACUAUGAUGAAUUAUUCCAGCCAUCAUCUGAAAUUAUGCUGGAAGCCUUAAAAAAGUUAAAAGAUGGUAAUAAAGCGG